AUGCUAAGGAAAACGGACCAAGGACAACAGUUACCCAACCUUCGGGCGAUUGUUCACUCUUCGUUGCGCCAGAACUGCGGAGAUCGAUUGACGGCUGCUCCAGCUGGCAAAAGAAAGCUUAAACUCGGCAACAAGGCCAUCAAUGCCAAGCGCAAUGUACAGAAUCGCAUUGGCCGCGAGACGCUUCGCCGCGAAGAGCAAACCUCUUAG
Molecule: messenger RNA, 210 nt
Organism: Colletotrichum gloeosporioides
Lineage: Eukaryota; Fungi; Ascomycota; Sordariomycetes; Glomerellales; Glomerellaceae
Exons: 4
Coding region: 1-210 (69 amino acids)
Source: RefSeq, a predicted model, not a curated record